UGUCCCGGAAGUGCCUUCGCCCUCAGUAAAGAUGGCCGCUGCACUUGGCGCGAGGAAGGCGGGGUUGCGCCUGCGUAACAAGUUCGCCGGAGAAGAUGGCGGAUGACAAGGAUUCUCUGCCCAAGCUGAAGGACCUGGCAUUUCUCAAGAACCAGCUGGAACGCCUGCAGCAGCGUGUGGAAGAAGAAGUCAGCAGUGGUGUGAGCCAGGAUGGCUCGCUCUUGUCCUCCCCAUUCCUCAAGGGCUUCUUAGCCGGCUAUGUGGUGGCCAAACUGAGGGCAUCAGCAGUAUUGGGCUUUGCUGUGGGUACCUGCACUGGCAUCUACGCAGCUCAGGCAUAUGCCGUGCCCAAUGUGGAGAAGACAUUGAGGGACUAUCUUCGGUCAUUGCGAAAGGGGCCUGACUAGCUCUGGAUCCCAUGGGGG
Nyctereutes procyonoides (raccoon dog) is the source of this 425-nucleotide messenger RNA. RefSeq names its product SLC35A4 upstream open reading frame protein. The coding region runs from base 96 to 407 and encodes 103 amino acids. Lineage: Eukaryota; Metazoa; Chordata; Mammalia; Carnivora; Canidae. The transcript has 3 exons. The record is from RefSeq and is a predicted model, not a curated record.